Messenger RNA from Oppiella nova, 303 nucleotides. The record is from the annotation of a GenBank genome assembly. Lineage: Eukaryota; Metazoa; Arthropoda; Arachnida; Sarcoptiformes; Oppiidae.
AUGGCGACAACUCUAUCGGCAAGUUGUACUUCGACCCAAUCAAGAGUUGUGGCAAAUUGUGUUACUCAGGACUCGACACCUCCAAAGAGGUCGGCCAUCUCUGGCUUCUGGGCUCUAUACAGUCGUUGGACUAAUUUGCAGGAAAACGAUAAAACAAUUAACGUAACGCUUCGGAUGGUAAUCGAUGGCGUGAGUCCACUAGCGAUCUCAGCUCAGGCACAGUUACAAUGGCCUAAACUUAUUAAUAAAAAGCUUAUAAAGUUUCCCAUCACUCGAGUCGGGAAUAUAACUGUAAGUCAUAAU